AAUUUGGGCUCUUCAAGUUGGGCUCAUUGCAACCGUAAGCUGGAGAAAAAUAUACACACUGAGUUGACAGAAGGAGAGUGAGGUGAUUUGCAGUUUGCAGCAGGUGAAGUUCAGAACGUGCAAGAUCCGUCACUGCGAUCUCCACACUCUGCCAUGGCUCCAAAACCGAUCACCAGCCCUGUCCCCGAUGCAUGGUACCCUACACUCUCCGUCUUCACCCUCGCCAUCGGUCUCGUCUUAACUGCCUCUUUCUUCAUUUAUGAAGCAACCUCUUCUCGGAAAACCCGUUCCCUUGCUCAGGAGCUGACAACUGGAGCAGUGGCAUCAGUCUUCUUGGGCUUUGGAUCCUUGUUUCUCUUACUUGCCAGUGGCGUCUAUGUCUAAUAAUAGUUGAACAUCAAAUUGUAUGAAAUUUUUGCUAAGCAGAUUGUUUAAAUGAAAAAUUACAUGGAACAUCUUAGUUUGAUAUCUGACUCAAAGUUAUGUUCUUAAUCUAUUAGUGGCAUUGUUGAUUA
Molecule: messenger RNA, 515 nt
Organism: Lotus japonicus
Lineage: Eukaryota; Viridiplantae; Streptophyta; Magnoliopsida; Fabales; Fabaceae
Exons: 4
Coding region: 154-384 (76 amino acids)
Biological process (GO): protein N-linked glycosylation
Cellular component (GO): membrane-bounded organelle
Source: RefSeq, a predicted model, not a curated record